Messenger RNA from Ilyonectria robusta, 549 nucleotides. RefSeq names its product Ctr copper transporter family-domain-containing protein. Lineage: Eukaryota; Fungi; Ascomycota; Sordariomycetes; Hypocreales; Nectriaceae. Gene Ontology annotation, cellular component: membrane. The transcript is spliced from 2 exons. Gene Ontology annotation, molecular function: copper ion transmembrane transporter activity. Gene Ontology annotation, biological process: copper ion transmembrane transport. The coding region runs from base 1 to 549 and encodes 182 amino acids. The record is from RefSeq and is a predicted model, not a curated record.
AUGGAUAUGACCAGCGAUAGCAGCAGCGCCGACUGCAAAGUCAACAUGCUCUGGAAUUGGUACACCAUCGAUGCCUGCUUCCUCACAACAUCAUGGCAGAUCCAAAACGAAGGCAUGAUGGCCGCCACCUGCAUCGGCGUAAUCCUGCUCGUCAUCCUCGUCGAGUUCUUCCGCCGCAUGGGCAAGGAAUACGAUAACCUACUGCACCGCCAGUUCGAACGCCAGGCCACCACGCAUGGCACCGCGCUCGCCGCUCAGGGCUGCACCGGCGCCGUUAUCCCCACGCGCCAGACCAUCACCUUCCGCGCCUCGCCGCUGCAGCAACUGGUGCGGGCCGUUAUCCACGCCAUGACCUUUGGCGGCGCAUACAUCAUCAUGCUGCUCGCCAUGUACUUUAACGGCUACAUCAUCAUUUGCAUAUUCAUCGGCAGCGGCCUGGGCAAGUUCCUGUGCGACUGGUUGGUGGUCAGGAUUGACAUCGAGGGGCUCGACGACGGAGGACACGGAAAGUCCAAGGGCAUCGAAGAGACGACUGUUUGCUGCGGCUGA